AUAAAUUGUUUCAGAUCAAACUAAAAUGUAAGAAAAGACCGUGGUACUGAAGACCAAAAGGAAGACCAGAUUUGUUGAAUUUAACAUGGCGGAUAAAAGUAACAGAUCAGCUGAUUGCUGAUUAUAACAUGGCGGAUAAAAGUAACAGAUCAGCUGAUUGCUGAACAAAACAUGGCGGAUAAAAGUAACAUAUCAGCUGAUUGCUUAAUUUAACAUCGGAUAAAAGUAACAGAUCAACUGAUUGCUGAAUAUAUCAUGGAGGAUAACACUAGCAGAUCAGAUAAUGCGUCUGAUCUGAAUGAUAUGGAGAGAACAAAAGCAAAAUGGUUGACAGAACAGGAGUUUAUAAAGUCGAAAGUCGUUACUCUGGAUGACAGGGAUUGGGAUUCUAGAAUGGAAACUAUAUUAGUUGGAGGUCUUGACAUUUCAUUCAUAGUUGGUGAUGACGUAAAUGCCUGUGCUUGUUAUGUUGUUGUAAACAAGAAACUGGAAGUAGUUUAUCAGAAAACCAAAAUGGUUCAGAUGACCGCUCCUUAUAUACCUGGAUUCCUGGCCUUUAGAGAAGCAAACUUUCUCUGUGAUUUAGUUCAGGAACAGGAAUUAGAAAAUCCGGAAGUGAGUCCUGAUUUACUGAUGUUAGAUGGGAAUGGAAUAUUGCAUCCGAACCGGGCAGGAAUUGCUUCACACCUAGGUGUACUCUUAGGGAAACCUUGCAUUGGUGUAGCAAAGAACCUUCAUAAACUACCAGAGCUGGAGCAUGUGACCAAUGAAACAUUAGCAAAGAAACUUAACAAAAAGGGAGAUAUCUACAUGUUGAGCUCAGUGGAGGGUGAGAUACUAGGCGCUGCGGUUAGAACAGGAGAAACCUGUGUGAACCCUGUAUUCGUAUCGGUAGGGUCAGGAAUAUCCCUAGACUCUGCCGUUAAACUCACUCUAACCCUAUCCAAGUACAGAAUUCCUGAGCCCACAAGACAAGCGGAUAUGAUUUCAAGAGAGUUUCUUCGAGUACACUAUCCAACAGAACGACAGCUACAGCCAACCAAGAAACACAAAGAGGGAGGCCGGAAAUCGACGAAGCGUGGAUCAACAAACGAGUAAAACACCAGAAAAAUCAUUUAGUCUGAAGUUUAAGAAUAUAAAAGUUGUUAAAAUGUUUUUUCUUAGGCCUAGCGCUAGAUAUCAGAAUUAGUAAACAUAAAUUAUUUAAUUUGAUAUUUAUUGAAAACAAAUUGUAAUUGAUAAAUGGAUAUUAACUAUAUUGUUAUUUAUAAGUUAAACUUGCAUGAUUCACACAAAAAGUAACAGAAUCGAAUAUUUUCAGA
Messenger RNA from Eurytemora carolleeae, 1322 nucleotides. RefSeq names its product endonuclease V. Gene Ontology annotation, biological process: DNA repair. Gene Ontology annotation, molecular function: RNA endonuclease activity producing 5'-phosphomonoesters, hydrolytic mechanism; single-stranded RNA binding. Lineage: Eukaryota; Metazoa; Arthropoda; Copepoda; Calanoida; Temoridae. Gene Ontology annotation, cellular component: nucleolus; cytoplasm. The record is from RefSeq and is a predicted model, not a curated record. The transcript is spliced from 11 exons. Bases 256 to 1098 code for a protein of 280 amino acids.